AUGGAUUCCAUGAGGUCGUUGAACACCUCCCUGCCGAGCUCGACACCGCGGCCGCAGCCGCCCGAGCAACUCCUCCAGUCCUUCAAAGCGGCUGCGUUAUCUGUCACCAACCUAUACAAGAAUGCCGUCUGCGAACAAGCUCAGGCCCGUCAAGCUGGCUACCAGGAGGCUGUAGAGGACCUGCUUCACUUCCUUGACCGCGAGAAUCUUGGUCUUGGUGACGGAGAGGGGUGGAGGGUCCGUCAGUGGGCAACUGAGAAGUGUGAUGGAACUGCUCAAGGUAGCGACGACGAUGAGCGAGCCGACACAGAUAAGCAUGACCGAAGUGCGACACCUGCGACUGCUCGCAAGGAAGCGCCCUCGUCCGAGCCCGCUUCUCGACAACCACCUACCUCCACUCCCAUCUCCGCACCUGCUCCCGCACCUCGUCCCGAGACCACGAACCCCGCACCUCCGCCUCAAGAGACCUCGCUUGGAUCACCGACAGUAUUUACAUUCACCGCUGGCCCGACAUUCCCCCAAUGUCAAGACCUUGAAAUGGACAUGCAAUCUUCCGACAACCCUACCCCUCCUUCGCCAGACGGUGCACCAGUCAGUGUCUCCGUUUUGCCUCGCAACUCUCGCCAUCAACAUCAACAUCGCCACAACAACCUCGCCCGUCCAAACGCCCGCCCCUUCCCUCGAGAGUCCCCUGCUAGCAUAGGAUCCAAGCGGAAAUUUAACGUGCCGGACUUCUUUGACUUAUCAGGCGACAUGUUUGGGGGUGGUAAACGUGGCCGGUUCACCUAG
Penicillium cinerascens is the source of this 789-nucleotide messenger RNA. RefSeq lists its product as uncharacterized. Bases 1 to 789 code for a protein of 262 amino acids. NCBI's taxonomy places the organism in Eukaryota, Fungi, Ascomycota, Eurotiomycetes, Eurotiales, Aspergillaceae. The record is from RefSeq and is a predicted model, not a curated record. The transcript has a single exon.